AUGAAGGUAGUUUUAGUGCUCCUGGAUUUGACACUGCUCCUGGGACUUCAGGUCCAGUCCAAAAUCAUUUUGAAAGAAAAUUUUGAUGCAGAAAAGAUYGCUGGGAAGUGGCGCACCAUCGCCAUAGCUACUGACUCCGACUGGAUUGAACACCUUCGGAAGAAUGGGAGGAUGUCUAUGAGCACUGUGGAACCUCAAAGGGGAAAUCUUGAUGACUGUGGCCUGGUUGACACUGACUACAGCAGUUACACUAUCAUCUUUGGCCACCGAGUCUACAAUGGGCAGAAGAUCUUAGUGCUGCUUCUCUACAGCAGAAACAGUUCUGUGAAACCCAUCGUGUUACAGAAAUUCAAUGAUACCAUAAUGCAAGUGGGACUUUCCAAGGAACAGAUGGUCAUACUGCCCAAAGAAACGCCGCCGUGUCCCCGCAGCCUGGACUGCGCGCUGCAGCGGCGGGAGCUGUGCGCGCCGGGCUCGCGCGCCUGCGGGCCCUGCCUCCAGCCCUUCGUGGAAGACGAGCGUGGCCGAUGCGUCCAGAAGAAACACGCGCCCAGCGGGAGGACUUUGGUUCCCGGCCUGGAGGAGGAAAUCGAUUUCCUGGCGGACGUGCUGGCCAGACAAGAUGCUGCUCGCCCGCCGCCGCCGCGUGACGGCAAACCCCGAGCCGCCCCAGCCCCGGCGGGGAAGCAUCGCGUAGCCGGCAGGUUGAGAGGGGAGUUAUUGCAGAGGGAUCCUGCUGGCACCAAGGCAGCCACCAUCCUCCCCACCUCGACCACUGAGGCGGUGCAGAAAUACCCCGUGGAGGCCUCGCCCAUCCCUUCAAACGAUGCCGUGGUGCUCGGGCUCAUCGUGGUGUGCACCGUGGCCGGCAUCUCCGCCCUCAUCGUGGCUGCUGUCUGCUGGUGCAGGCUGCAAAAGGAGGUCAGGCUGGCACAGAAGGCAGACUACUCGGCACAGAGAGUGCCCAGCCCUUUGCCCUACGACAACAUCUCGCCUGGGGACAARACGCUGGCUCAGAGUGCCCAGAUGUACCACUACCAGCACCAAAAGCAGCAGAUGCUCUCCAUGGAGAAGCAUAAAGAGGAGCCCAAGGUGCCAGACUCUGCGUCGUCCGACGAGGAGAAUGAGGAUGGMGACUUCACUGUGUACGAGUGCCCAGGGCUGGCUCCGACCGGAGAGAUGGAAGUGAGAAACCCGCUGUUCGACGACUCCACCUUACACCCCCCGAACCCCAAGUCACAGCAGUAACGCCCGUCCUCGCUCCUCGCGCCCGAGCUCGCUACGGACUGUACACAGAACGCCCGAAGCCAGCGCAGGCAGCGCCGCCGCAGGGCACCCGCGCCGAGGCCGGGGGGCCGCCGCAGCCUGGCACCCCCUGCCUCUGCCAGACUGCUCGCCGCCUGCCCAAUAAACACCCCCUAACAGCUAUGGGAAGGGGGGGCCGCCCCCGUUUCCAGCCUCCUUGUUCUCUUUGGGAAGCGCCUCUCUGCCUUGCCCCCAGGGCUGCUGCGGAUGCUCUGUGCACGGGGCGGCCGUGGGUGCAGUGGCAGGGAAGGGGGGGCUGCAGAGCUGGUCCCUCGCGGCCAGGAGGGCUCGAGAGCAGCGUUUUGCAGCUGCAGACGGGCUAAUGCAGCAGCAGGCAGGAAAGGGCUGGAGAGGGAGGGCUUCUUUGGGACAGGGCCGCGGUGCUUCUGGUGUAAGCGCCACGAGCCCCUCCGGGCGGGACGGAAGCUUUCCCAGCAUUGGGCAAACAUUUGUAAAGGCUCCGGCUGGCACCGGCGUUCGGCUUUGUCCCCUCCAGUCCUGAGAGCCCCUGCGACCCAGGCCCUACUUGAGAAGCCCAAGUGGCCCCUGGCCUCAGCAGGUGCCCGGAGAUGCCCAUGGUGCAGGGUGCCUGUGGCAGCCCCCUUACCUGUUUGGGGCACAAGCCCCCAGCUGGGCAGAGCAUUUCCUCAAGUUCUGCUUGGGUGCUUGGGCUGCUCUGUCUCCUCUGGCACUCAGUCCGCAACAGGGCUGGGUGUUGAGG
Messenger RNA from Nothoprocta perdicaria, 2026 nucleotides. It is a transcript of the gene NPDC1, whose product is annotated as neural proliferation, differentiation and control 1. The transcript is spliced from 12 exons. Lineage: Eukaryota; Metazoa; Chordata; Aves; Tinamiformes; Tinamidae. Gene Ontology annotation, cellular component: membrane. The record is from RefSeq and is a predicted model, not a curated record. The coding region runs from base 1 to 1248 and encodes 415 amino acids.